This is a messenger RNA of Hypoxylon fragiforme, 1697 nucleotides long. Its product is annotated as MFS general substrate transporter. The transcript has a single exon. Gene Ontology annotation, biological process: transmembrane transport. Gene Ontology annotation, molecular function: transmembrane transporter activity. NCBI's taxonomy places the organism in Eukaryota, Fungi, Ascomycota, Sordariomycetes, Xylariales, Hypoxylaceae. Bases 156 to 1556 code for a protein of 466 amino acids. The record is from RefSeq and is a predicted model, not a curated record.
UGGUCUUACACCCCUUUUGAUAGGCUACCAACUGUAUUCAAUAUCUACCUAGUACUUAUAUAUAGGCCUAUCGUAGUAUACAACGUUCUUUCUAGUAACUCCCCCCAUUAUUAUUACCUACGUACCUACCUACUAGGUAGCUAAUAGUAACCACAAUGUCUGUGGAACCGGUUGUUGCCAAAGACGAGUUGGAUGUAGUUACCCCCCCUCUGUCCAUCAACGUUGCAAACACUUCAUCCAGCUCGGAGAAAAUCCCAUUCUUUCGAAGCACACUUUUUCAAAUCCUCGUCGUGGGGACAUGUGCCUUUUCAGCGCCCGGAAUAUGGGCUGCCAUGAACGGCCUCGGUGUAGGUGGUUCACAGAGUCCGGAUCUCGUUAACGCCGCCAACGCAUUGCUCUAUGCCUUCAUGACGGUCACCUGUUUCGCCGGACCGUGGCUGACGAAUGCAAUCGGGUUCCGCUGGACGCUGUCCUUGGGUACACUAGGGUACCCCCUAUACGCGGCUGGUCUCUACGUCAAUAAUAGAUAUGGCACUACAUGGCUUGUCUAUGUCGGGUCCGUUGUUUGUGGUAUCAGCGCUGGCUUCUUCUGGAGUGUGGAGGGCGCCAUUGCGACGGGCUAUCCCGAGCAGCACAAGAGAGGUCGCUACCUCGCGACCUGGUUUACCUUCCGCAACUUUGGAAACAUCAUUGGGGGUGCCAUUUCGCUAGGUCUUAAUCAUAGUGUCAACCAGCGUGGCCAAGUAGGCUACCAGACUUAUUUGGGCUUCAUCGCUAUCCAGUGUCUCGGGUGCCUAUUUGCCUUGCUCCUCUCGAAUCCCGAGCAGGUGAGACGAGACGACGGAACCCGAAUCGAGGCGCCAAGGGGAACCCAUUGGCGCACGGAGCUCCAUGAGAUGUGGCGGCUAGCAAGAAGCAAGCCGAUAUUGCUGCUGAUACCCCUCUUCUGGUACUUUGGCUGGACACAGGCCUAUCCAGGUACCUAUUUGGCAACGUAUUUCACAGUACGGGCCCGAGCCCUUGGCAGCUUUUUGUCCGCUGUGGUCUGCACUUUGGCUACUUGGCUGUGUGGCAGUCUAGUGGAUAUUCAUUGGGCUAAAAAAAGGCAAACUCGUGCAGUGAGCACCUACGUCCUCAUUUCAUCGCUUGCUACUGCAACUUGGAUCUGGGCUGUUUACAUCCAGAACGAAUAUCGGGUUACUCUCCCAGUAUUAGAUUGGGAGAAUCAAGCAGCAUUCGGUAGGGGGUUCGGAGUUUUCAUCUUCGAAAGGAUGAGUUACGGAAUGGUAGAAAACUACAUAUACUGGUGUAUCAGUAAUUUGUCUGACUCUCCCGGCGAGCAGAUCAGAUACAGCUCCUUACUUCGGGGGAUCGAGACUGCCGGUGUUGCCAUAGGAUUCGGUAUCCAGGCUGUGCCGACUGCGCUCAUUGCUACUGCUAGCAUCAAUCUUGGUCUCUGGCUUGUGGCCUUACCUUUUAGCUACUACGCCACCUUGAGGGUGGUCCAGAAGUUUAACGAGCUCGAUAAGGAACGUAGUGAAAACGAGCAAGUCUAAACAACAUUUACACAAGGGUUCGUCUACCUAAAAAAGGGGGACGGACUAAUACAAUUAUUUUUGCAACUAUUACUACUAAAUGAAAAUCUUAGAGAAAUUAGAAGCUCUCUACUUAGUAGGUAGCUAGGAGUUUGUUAAGAG